AUGUCGUACAAUUCUGGACGUAUGCCGCCGAAGGCAUCGUCUGCAGAUUCAUCACAUCCGCCGUCCAACUCUGGCAUUCCGCAUGCCUCUCGAACUCCAAGAUCUCAUUUGGCAAGGCCAACCAACUCUACUCCUCGGAGAAACCGCGCAGCAUCUUUCUCCACUGCGGAGGAAACUAGACAGAUUCUAGCACCUGUACAGCCUGCCAAUCGAUCAAAACGACUAUCAUUGUUACCACGGCCUAGUACUGGUGGUCUAACAUUCCUAACUCCUUCACCGACACCGUCGCCCCAAACUCCAAUUCUCACUCAACCUAUUCCGUCCUCGAUCUCCUCUCCCGAUAUCAGAAGCCCAUCUGCCUUCGUUCCCAGUCAACAGGUGCAAGCGCCUCCCGCUAAAAGGACCCGAAAUGUCCUGCGCAGAAAGGCGCCAUUGAUUGGAAAGCAUGUGGAGAACCAAGCCCAGAAGCUUAGUCUGGUGAUCCCGCACCAGCUUAACGAAAUGAAGGAUCCCAGAUUAAAUUCCACACAAGAUGCAUACUUUGCUGGACCUUCGGCAUCGGCCUCUUCACAAAGUUCGAGUGACAAGACACCGAAAAGUGCGGUCGAGACUCCUCCAGGGCCAGCGGAACUGGCAAGCCUCCGGACCAUCAAUACUCAGAACCUUCCUCCUACACAUCCUUUCCCACCAGCCAGCAGCCCCUCAACAAGGUACUCCGAGUCCCCAGGUAUGUGGAGUCGUGGCUCGACUCCGACCUCGUUGUCCUCGUACUCCCCUGGGAUUAUGCACUCGAGUAAGAUUGGACGUCUGAGACAGGGCAGCCCAUCACAUCCUAGAUUGCCAAUGUUCUCGCCAUCGACACACGCGAGUCCACAAAGUGCGCAAAGUGAUCGACGAGAGGCCAAGGUGCACCGGACUGCUCUUCCUCAGCGGUCUCUUGGCCCAAGUCCUGUGGCAUCUACUGCCCCGAAACAAAUUUCUAGGUCUGUUGCCAAGACUCCAGGUCCUCCCCAAAGCCCACCACCAAGGAAAUCGUCGGUAAAAUUUAGUCCGAAGGAAUCUCCUCCUAAAGACUCAGAUAUCGACGUCGAGAAGGCCAGAAAAGAAGUCGAGGAAGCAGAGCUGGAACUUUUCAGGGCCCAUAAAAGAACCUUCACCAACCCUGUCAGCCCUGAGAUCAGCGUGCCAAUGACACCACCACGACCGAGCAGAGAUGGUACCCAUCGCUUAUAUCUGAACACAUCACCAGUCAUUCAAAGUAAUCUGCCAUAUCUCAAGACAACGGGUCACAAGAGACGUGAGUCUAUAGAAAAAGCAUUGACAGCGGGGAAACCGUACCAAACUGCAACCCCGUCUGCUGCUACUUCUGUGGAUUCCUUCAGGCCUAAAGAGUUGUCCCGAAUUCCUUCGCGAGAAGUAGGCUCUCCAGUGAUGACUCGCAAAUCACCAAAAUUGGUCAAGGAUCCCCCAAAAGCGCCUACCAAGGAGAAUGCCGAGAUAAAAAAGCCCGUCACACCCAAGCGAUUUGGCAUCUUCCACAAAAAGUCAAAACCAGAUAUUGAAAGCAAUACUGGCGAACAGAACCGACCAGCAGUACGAAAAGGCCCUGUAGCAGGAACAGGCCAUGAGGGAUACGGGAAAUAUAGCCAACGCGGGAGAAAAGCAAGUGGAAGCAGCAGCAGCGGCGUGAGAACCCGGUCAACAAGUACAACUCGAAGCGGUCCACAAUCAGUUGCCAGUAGCAAAGGAAGUAUGUCAAGUCGUCCAGAUCUAGAUCUUGACGAUUUUCUUUCAAGCCGUCUUGAGCCAGUGUUUAUUAGCGGUGGAGGCUCGACCCUUUCGCGAACCCAGAGCGAACUGAGCAUGAGCAGUCUUAGUGUUGCCUCAUCGAGCCUCUAUCGUCCAACACCUCUCACGGUAUCUACUGUUCAAUCUACCGAUUCGUUGGUGACAACCUCUACAGGGAUUUUAGAUGACGUGAAGCUGCCUAGUGCAUCGAGCCUUGCCUUGGUAUCGACUCGGAGUCAAAGUCCAGAAAGGCGCUCGGAGGCCGCUGAUCGUCCGCAACCGCCGAAGUCGCGCAUGCCAGUGCCCAAAGGGAAGAAAAAUGAGGUUUAUGGAAACCUCGAAGCUGCUCAGACUCGAACUUCUCUCUCGAGCGCUGCAUCAACAACCCUUCCUCCCCAGACCUCGAAAGCCACUUCUAGCUCGUCGGGUCAUCAACAACCUGCAGCGGUGAAAGAAAGUCAGCAGGUCAACAAGAAAGGAAAAAGCUCCCGGUGGAAUCUGUUCCAAAGAAACCGCUCCGAGGCGCCCAAGGUUGCUGCCCCUGAGCCGCCCGCCGUUCCUCACACUGCCCAACUCCACGCCGCAAUCUCGCCGGCCUUGAAAACUCGACCAGUGGCCCACUAUGCACUGGUGGAUGCUGAUUCUGACGAGCUUGACGACAUAAUCAAUAAUAUUGAGCACUCCCCACCGACAGAGGAAGAGGUUCUUGCACCGGCAGUGGAGGUCCCCGCCGGCUUGAAUAUCAGAAAAAGACACCCAUCUAUCUUACUACCGUCUCCCCCAAAACUGCACGGCGAGUUUGAAAAAGAUGGACGCGCUUCCCCAAAGACCGCAAUGUUCAACCGCAAUCUGAUGGGCUUGGAACCUGAAAGUAGUCCCGAGGAUCGUCGACCUAGACGACUGGCUUCCGUGGGCCGCAUCCCGAAGGUCGUUUCUAGACGAGAUAGACAACACACCCCGGCCACGCAAUCCUUUUCUCGACCAUUCAGUGUCGUCGAGUCUCCGCCGUCAAUUCCAGCUCCUACAAAGCAAGACCUGGAUGGUCAUCCGAGGUUCACUGAUUCUCCUUGGAAGCAACAGGCAGGGAUUCCGUCAAGCCAGCCCCCGGACUGGGGCUAUAAUUAUACCCAGGGUCUUAGUCCCCCUGCGACAAUUGCCGCUUUGAAUUUCCUCUCCGGCCCUUAUUCAGCUCAGGAAUUUAUCCACUUCUCGCCCAACAAGAGCUCGCCAUCGGCAAGCAGCCCUGAGACCCUCGCAGCUGUGACAGCUGUAAUCCCCAGACCAGAAGCAGCGCCCAUGGAGGACGAGAUAUGGAAAGAAUAUGAUGAUUUGAUUGAUCAUGUUCUUUCGCCAGAAGAGCCAAAGACAAAAAGCUCGGACAAGCCAGAGGAUGAAGAGAGGUUCCAGCUUGCAACAAUGGCAAGCAGAGCUCUUCAGGAUGGGUUGAACAACCCCAACUCCCUUUCCCCCGGCCUACCUACAUAUGGUCAAGCCUCUGUUCGCUCCAGUAGCGACUCUAUUCGUCUGCGCAGGUCUAGAAUUGUAUCGGCUUUGCAUUCUUCUAUCUCUCCAUCAACUCAGCCAUCUUAUAGCAACCUCAUUGCAAGCUACGGGGAUGGUGAGGAGUCUAGGAGUCCAGCAAACUCUGCGCAGUCCCAACCAGGCGAGGUUCGAGAGAAGCAAUCGACAUUCCUUCAAUCUCUAGCCACCGCUCCCACGCCCGAAAGAAAGUCUCGCGAUGGCCGAAGAUCGUUUCCAGGCUCGUCAGAGCGAGACUGGGAUGUAGUGACCAGCACAAAUAUGAAGUCUGCUUCUCUAAUGACCAGUCGUUGGCUGUCAUUCGGGCGUGUCCUAUUCAGCCCUGCACACAACCAUGUCAAGACCGGAACUCAUGGACGAAUUCUUGUGAUCGACGGACUCGGAAACGACGACUGGUCUUUCUAUUGCUCGUUGACCUAUCCCAAUGCCGAGGUAUACAGUCUAAGCGGCCGACCAGUCUCUACAGCUCUGCCCCAUCCCGCCGCAUGGCAGCCUCCUACAAAUCACCACACAGUCUACCACGCCGGCUUGCAGAACCCACUACCGUUCCCCAAAGACUAUUUUGCCGUCACAGUCCUUCGAUUCCCCACCGCCAGCCCCGAAGCAAUGCAAAGCAACAUCAUCCAGGAAUGCAAGCGUGUUCUUCGCUCCGGCGGAUACCUGGAAAUGAUCCUUCUAGACCGCGACAUGGUCAACAUGGGACCGCGCACUCGCAAAGCCGUCCGCCGACUAAAGGAAAUGACAUGUCUCGCCAACCCGGCCAUAAGCCUCAAGCCCAGCAGCGAUAAUGUCCAGCGCUUGCUCGGCACGCAAGGCUUCGACAAUCUCCGCCGCUGCAUGGUCCGGAUCCCCGUAGCAGGCAGGAUCGUUCGAUCCUCCGAUUCCACGACCUCCUCGUCGAACAAAUCCUUCUUGGCAACUGCCACAACUGCCACUUCAUCUUCUGCCACCGGGUUCUCUCUCCCAGCUAUCUCGGUCACCACGACUACGGGUAGUCAGAAAAGUACGCAGACGACUUCCAAGGUGUCACCCUCAGACGAUACCAGUGUCUCUUUGGGAGAUCUUCUCUCGGAUCCGUCACCGUCUGCCGCUAAUGACGAGUCGAUCGCCAAGAUUGUGGCUCGAGUCGGUCGGUGGUGGUAUACGAAAUGUUACGAGGACCCUGUUCUCCCUGCUUCUGGUGAUAAUGAUCCCAGCAUGUGGAGGGAUCGCAAGGUUCUUCGCGAAUGCCAACAACGCGGGACUGGUUUCCGUAUGUUGAUUGCGUAUGCGCAGAAGCCGAGUGAGGUUAAGAGACGCACUGCCAGCGUCUAA
This is a messenger RNA of Penicillium verhagenii, 4641 nucleotides long. RefSeq lists its product as uncharacterized. The coding region runs from base 1 to 4641 and encodes 1546 amino acids. NCBI's taxonomy places the organism in Eukaryota, Fungi, Ascomycota, Eurotiomycetes, Eurotiales, Aspergillaceae. The record is from RefSeq and is a predicted model, not a curated record. The transcript has a single exon.